This is a messenger RNA of Neurospora crassa OR74A, 3511 nucleotides long. RefSeq names its product C2H2 transcription factor. Lineage: Eukaryota; Fungi; Ascomycota; Sordariomycetes; Sordariales; Sordariaceae. The record is from RefSeq and is a predicted model, not a curated record. Bases 157 to 2286 code for a protein of 709 amino acids. Gene Ontology annotation, cellular component: nucleus. The transcript is spliced from 4 exons.
CGCACCCCUGCUAUUACGCCGUAACCAGGUUGCGGCCUAGUCUAGCGCACCCAGUACUCUCACUGUACGACGCCAUCCCUACCGCCCACUCACCCCCCUCGACAUCCGAGGCCCAGCACUGUUAUCCACAUUCGGUCGCUGCUAGUGCCUCCAGCCAUGAAGCGCUCCCUGAAGUGGUUUAGUUCCAAAACCACCUCCAGCCCCAGUAACAGUCCCGAGCCUGCGGGGCCCUCCGUUGGGGCCGGUGGAAAUAAUAGUUAUCGCGCAUCGCCUUCCUCUGUUUCCGCAGCGUUCAGGAACCCAUCGCCUUCCGACUCAACAACCGAUUCACCCUCUUCCCUUCUUCACCCAUCCUCGCCGUCGCCGUCCCCGACACCCCAACCGCUGACCCCCCGUGACUCCGUCUUUCCUCGAUCCGAUCUUUCGCCACUCACUGCCUCGAAACCCAUUGACAUUGCGGUCUCCCAUCAUCGGUCCACUGCAUCCAUCUCACCGGCUGACCGCAAUCCCAUCACUUUCCCAACCCACGAUCUCGACGAUCUCGAUAUCAACUGGGACCAAGGCCCUUGCCUCGCCGACCUUGGUUUCGACCCUGACGUCGACAUGACUGCCGGUCAACAUUUCGACUCGGCCUUGAGCCGCAGUCGACAGGAAUCCUUCCUAGGCACUGGCGCAAAACCCAUCUCCAUGGCAAACCCUAAUCGCGACCACGUCAACCGCAUCCGUCGCGAAAGUAUGGCUGGCAGUCUCAGAGCAGGCAGCCUUAUGGCGGGGAGUCUUAUGGGUAACGGUAUGAGCUGGGGCGGCAUUUCUGUUGGAAGCUUUAUUCGCGAAGAUAUGAUGAUGACAGGCACUUCACCCUAUUUAACGCACCAGUCUCCCUCGUUCCAUUCUUCGUCGUAUAUUCCCAAACUCGAGGCCAACUUCAUGCGCGAUUUCACCUGCUGCGACAGGACGUGGCCGACUCUCCAUGAUCUCCUUCAACAUUACGAGGAGAACCACCACGCCACCGCAGCACCCAACACCUCCAACCAGAAUCUCAAUACCUUUGGCACCAAUCAAGGGAACGCACGCGGGACCGCCAGUCGUGCCACUCCAACUCCUGCAGCGAGUAGAGCUCAGCCAGGAGCCCAGGCGAUGAAUGGAUAUCAAGGUCAGCGUCAUUUGAGUGUUGCUGGCGCAGGAAUGGGCCUUGGCGGUAUCGGACAGAUGAUGCGACAGCAACAAGUAGCUCCAGCUGUGUCAAAAAUGUCCUCCAUGUCACACAUGAACGAUGAUAUGGAUACUGUCGGAGAGAUGGAGCUUGACGAGACCGUGGGACCUAUGGAGAUGGACGAUAAUCAGCGGACAAUCCAGCAGACUCGGCAAUUGUUUGGGCAGCAGCAGCGUUCUCAACUACACCUGAACAGCUCUGGGCUUCCGCACCAGGCUUUGCGCACUUCUCAACCCCCAACUCCUGCUGCUGUCAGCUUUGGUUUCCAGAACAACCCGACCGUUUCGUCAGUCAACACGCCAACCCUGACAACACAAGGAGGCCUACCUCAGCGGGGACAGUUUGGUCAGGAAGAUGACAAUGGUGAUGACAUGUCCGGAAUGCCUAUGAAGAUGAACAUCGGCGGUGUGAAUCUGAACGGCGGCCAGCUCGGAGGACUGGCGGGAAACUUGGCUUUCGGGGCUUUGGGAACGAUUGAUGAUCCUGCAAAGAGGCUGUAUAGCCCUGGUGGUACGACCCAGAUGACGAGCCAGCAACGAGCGUUCGAUGCCCAAAUGCAGAUGCAGCAGCAGUUGCAGCAGCACCUGGCGUCGAUGAAUCUCGAUUUGAAUCAGCUUGCUCCUGGUACAGACCCUGCUCUGCUUCUGCAGCAGAUGACUGCGCUCAUGAUGCCGCCGACAGAAGAACACAAGCCUUUCCGCUGUCCCGUCAUUGGAUGCGAGAAGGCAUACAAGAACCAGAAUGGUCUGAAGUACCACAAGACCCAUGGACAUUCGACCCAGCAAUUGCAUGAGAACGGCGACGGCACCUUCUCGAUCGUCAAUCCAGAAACGAGCACGCCUUACCCUGGUACCCUGGGUAUGGAGAAGGAGAAGCCCUUCAAAUGCGACGUUUGCGGAAAGCGCUACAAGAACUUGAAUGGUCUCAAAUACCACAAGCAACAUUCCCCCAUGUGCGACCCUGAAAUGAGAGCCCAGCACCAGAAUUUGAUCUCGACCAUGAUGUCCAACCCAGCUGCGCUCAUCGCUUUCCAGCAAAACCUGCCCAACAUCAACGAAGACGUCAUGUUGUAGGACGAAGGCGCAUUUGAUAAGCAGUUGGACAUGGCCAAGAUCGACAAACGACCUUGCGUUGUCCCGGGUCGCAGUCCACGUGAAGCUUAAUAUACCCAGCGUCCUCGGCUUGACGUUGUGGGGACACACGGCAUCCGAUCCAAGCCUUGGAAAGGUCUGAUGGCGGAGCCCUGUGUCCGAUUCCCGAUAAACUGCCGUUUACUGUUGCGGCCGCCAUACAAGUCACGCAUCGGUUAGCAAAAAACGCCUCUCAUCUCCGGUUUUCAUGUUUGACUUCACUGUUAUGUUUUGGAGGGUCAGAAAAGUUCCAUCUUGGGUUUACACUACACCUUUCAGUAGCAGCAUUUUGCGUGGCGUUUUUCUUGUUCUUUUUCCUUUUCGUUUCUUGUUUGUUUCCAAUAUUUGUCACGGUACACGAGAGGAGAGGAGUGUACAGAAAAAAAGAGUCAAGUGGUUUUCUAUAGGCUUUGUAUGGCUUUAGUGCAGGGUAGUACGUAUGGGGAAAAAAGGGAUGUCUGGGAAAAUGAGAAAAGUCUUAAAAGCUAGAGGGGAAUGGCAGCGAAUGUCUGUAUUCUUGGUCUCGGAUCUGGAGGGAAAAUGUAUCAAGUUGAAGAAGGCGAAGAAUCUCUCAAAGAAGGGGGGGUUUUGCCGGCAUAUCCCCCUUAUACCCAGGAGAGACGAAACGAAGACGGGCGAAGGAACGAGAGAAAGACCAUUAUAGAGGUAGGAUUUCACACACUGGUUCUCAGGUAGCGUUAGCAUCUUACCCGUUAGCCGCUUUGAUUUAUUCAUUAGAGAUACCAUUACUGGGAAAGACCUAUUUUAGGUGCUAAAGGAUGCGAGCGGGAUGGGAUGGAUCAUGAUACCCCCCCUGUGUCCAGGAAGGUCGCUUGCUUGCUUUACCUUGUUGGGGAAGAGCCAAGUCGAUGGAGCGUAACGCUACCAAGUAGAAUCAUCUCUGAAUCUUCGGUCUCAAAUUCUCAAUUGGGAAGUCUAAGUGGGAGUACGGCAGUCUGCACUUCUUUUUUACUUCUGCUACCUAUUCGGUCUAUCUCAUAUCAUUAUCGAUGUCGGUCGUGUUCCACGCUUCUAGAGAAAGAAGAGCUGUCUUUUCUUCGGGUAACUACUAGACUUAACCCGUCUUCAGCGGCAGAGCGGAAGUGGCAGUGUUCUACAGUAGAUGGUUAGAUAUCGAUAGACAAAGUUGAGUGAGCCAAACAGUGUG